Argentina anserina (silverweed cinquefoil) is the source of this 850-nucleotide messenger RNA. RefSeq lists its product as uncharacterized. The coding region runs from base 192 to 686 and encodes 164 amino acids. NCBI's taxonomy places the organism in Eukaryota, Viridiplantae, Streptophyta, Magnoliopsida, Rosales, Rosaceae. The record is from RefSeq and is a predicted model, not a curated record. Gene Ontology annotation, molecular function: protein phosphatase inhibitor activity. Gene Ontology annotation, cellular component: cytoplasm. The transcript is spliced from 7 exons.
AAACCUCCGCCCUUUUGAAGAGAAUCUGUAUUAUAAUAUUUAGCGUAGGUAUCUAUUAGAUCUAGGCUGCACCUUCCUUCUCAACAUCCCUGCUCUGCAAUUGGAUUGGAUCACCCAAUUUCCGGCUCCGGUUUUCUCAGGCCGAUCUCCCGUCAGAUUUGGCAGCUGUCGUUUGUGCCUGGGAGCAAAUUAUGUCGACCGCGAACAUGGAGGAUGUGAAGGACCAAGAGCUUGCUGAUAGGAGUCCUACAAAUGAAGGUCAUGGUGACAGUGCUGAGCAGGACGUGAAAGCUUCAGAAGAAAGUCACAACGAACAUCCCAUGCCAUCAGUUCAGAAAGAGGAGGAAACAAUUAAGAAAAAGUAUGGAGGCAUUAUUCCUAAGAAGCCUCCACUAAUAUCCAAGGACCAUGAGCGGGCUUAUUUUGAUUCAGCCGAUUGGGCAUUGGGAAAGCAGGGAGCACAUAAGCCGAAAGGACCACUUGAAGCACUCCGCCCAAAGCUACAGCCCACACCGCAUCAGCAAGUGCGUUCCAGGCGUGCCUCCUAUGCGAGGGCAGAUGAUGUCGAAGAUGGUGUUAAUAACAGCAGUUCAGAGGAGGAAGUCCAACCCAGCGUAACCAAUGUUAGCAGCAGUGACAACACCAGCACAAACACCGCUACUGAGGAUCAAAGGCACCAUGAUUAGCUACCUCCUGCUUCCCAAAUUAGAAAAGCAAGUCCCAAAUCUUUUACCAAAGUGCCAGAGCAAAUAAGCAAUUUGAAUCAUGUAGCAUUCUUUUUACUUGGUGUAUCAUGAAUCAUGUAACAGUAUUACUCUGCACUAUAUUAUGGCAUUCACGGUUUCUCUAA